Macrosteles quadrilineatus (aster leafhopper) is the source of this 627-nucleotide messenger RNA. RefSeq lists its product as uncharacterized. The transcript is spliced from 5 exons. The record is from RefSeq and is a predicted model, not a curated record. Lineage: Eukaryota; Metazoa; Arthropoda; Insecta; Hemiptera; Cicadellidae. The coding region runs from base 55 to 627 and encodes 190 amino acids.
UUUAUAUUUUACAAAAUUACUGUAUCAAGUAAAUUAAUAUGUAAGGUGUUGAUCAUGUGUUUGUUUUUAUGUCUGAGGACGCUCCUGUGUUGCGAAUAUCGCUAUUUACUACCAAACACGUGCUGUUGCUGCUGUUACUUAGAUUGUGGAUGUAUAUUCCUGGGCUUAGUAGUGUUGCUACUGCGGAUAGCUAUUUGUAUAAACUUUGUUUUGGAAGUAGGAAACUUCGACGUCAUCGGCAAGCCUAACCUGGCACACAUAUCUGUGAUGGUGGUAAUGGUCGGUUGUGCCAGCACCAUAUUUCUUCUCGUUGGUGCGAUUUGUGGAUGCUAUCAAUUAGUGUAUGUGUUCGUGUGCAUGGAAUGUCUUUGGUAUCCUGGUUUUCUAUUGUGGUUCUACUUCCUUUUCAACUCAGACGCCGGUGAAGAUGACAUCGGUUGGAUGUUAACAGUAGCUUUGUAUAUCUUCGAGGACUUUAUACUGUGGGGUCUUUCCUAUGUCCUAAUAUUUUUAACAGUGCUUGAAGUUUACCUACUAAUAUUAUCCUGCAGUUUGUACGAUGCUCUUCUCUGUAUAUACGGCAACCCAGAUGAUUAUGGGCCUCCUUACGUCGUAAUUGCCUCUUGA